Molecule: messenger RNA, 4943 nt
Organism: Orbicella faveolata
Lineage: Eukaryota; Metazoa; Cnidaria; Anthozoa; Scleractinia; Merulinidae
Molecular function (GO): protein binding
Source: RefSeq, a predicted model, not a curated record
CAUCAUCUUGGACUGGAUAUUUGUUUUGAUGAAUACAACUGCCAUGAUUCCCUGCAGGCGCUUCUCAUACAGGGAAUUAGCCAUUGCCUACAUCUAGUCACCCCCUCUAGAUCUUCUGAUGAAUCUAACUGACUCCUUGAUCCAACCCCUAAAAUGGCACAAAUUUAGUGAAAGGAAAUAUUACUAUUCUGCUCCAUUUUAGUCUUAAAUAAUGCAUUUGAGUGACACUUAGCCAACAGAAUGUAUGUAGUGUAUAGGCGUUUUCUGUAUGUUGCAAAUUUUACAAUACAGUAAAAACUGUUCUCUUACAAUUAGGUGCAAGUACCUGUAUGGAGCAAGGCUUAUACAAGGAGGUCAUCAAGUGGUGCGACGAAGGAUUGGCAAUAGAUAAUAAAAGCAAAAAAUUGCGAGAUUUAAAGUCCAAGUCGCUGAAAAUCCAAGCUCAUCAAGACCUUGAAAUUGAUGAUGAUACUUUGUUGAGAGGAAUAGCAGACGGGCACAACAAAGAUGGUGACGAAGAACUGCGGAAAAACGAAUUUGACAGGGCCAUCGAUUGCUACACUGAAGGAAUUGAAGUCAAGUGCAAAGACGACCGUUUAAAUGCCCUGUUAUAUACAAACAGGGCAACUGUGCAAUCCUUAGUGGGUAAUUAUGAUGAUGCUUUGAGGGAUGCAAAAUUGGCUAGAAAGUUUCAACCAACUUUUGUGCACGCCAUACUGACAGGAGCAACAGCCUGUUUUGAGCUGGCUAUGUUUGAAGAGGCAGUUACUUGGUGUAACGACGGAUUAGCUAUAGACAACGAAGAAACGACAAUGCUCGAGUUAAGGGAAAGGUUUCUUAUUGAACUAUGUCAACUAAGAAAAGAAGAGGAAAACAACGCAUCGCCCCGCUCACAAAGCAAUCUGGGAUUGGAUUGGACUUUACAAAAACUGAUGGAUUUCCACAGUAAUUACCAUAGAAGCGUGUCAAGAAUGAUAGGUGGAAAUGAGUACGAUACAGUCUACUUUAAAUCGGAUCUUGCGAUUUGCAGUUUAAAGGGUCUGAGAAAAGGCGUAAACUCUUUCAAACGAUGGUUUAGUCGUAGCGCUGAAGAAACUGUGGAAAAUGGCAGUGAUGGACAGGUAGCUGGAUUCAGCUGUCUUCCAGGCAGCAAGGAUACGAAGUUUAUGAUAGGUUAUUACGAAUUGGAACUCAACGUUAACAAGAGAAUCGGGUACAAAGCCGGAGAAGGAAGAGCUUAUGACAACCUUGGAAUCGCUUUGCAGAUGUCUGGGGAUUUCAAACAAGCCAUAGUCUGCCAUAAAGAACACCUCAACAUAGCUCUGGAACUGAAGGAUCGGGCAGGAGAAGGCCGUGCAUAUGGUAAUCUUGGCGCUGCUUAUUGCUGUAUGAACGAUAUGGACCAAGCCAUUGAUUUCUUCAAGCUAAAUCUGAGUAUCUCCAAAGAAGUUGGACAAAGGGCUAGUGAAGGACGUGCGUGCAGUUGUCUGGGUCAAGCUUACGUGACGCAAGGCAAAUUUAAAGAAGCUGAGGAUUAUUUCAAACAACACCUUGUUAUCGCAAGGGAAUUAGGAGACAGGUCAGGGGAAGGACUAGCAUGUGGCAAUCUUGGGCUUGUCUACAGCUACCAAGAGGAAUUUCAAAAAGCCUUAGAAUAUGGGGAAGAGUUUUUGUCCAUUGCUAAAGAAAUUGGAAACAGCGAUUGGGAAGGAGAAGCCUAUGGGAAUCUUGGCGUUGCGUACCACAAUCUCUCCGACAUUGAGCAAGCAAUAGAUUACUAUAAGUUGCAUCUGUCUAUUGUCAACGAGAUGGGACGAAGAGAAGUAGAGCAACAAGUAUAUACUUCCCUUGGUAGUGCUUACUAUAGUCACCGUGAUUUCAAACAAGCUGUUGAAUACCACAGAUUGAGUCUGAAUGUCGCCAAAGAAUUGGGAGACAGGUCCUCAGAAGCAAAGGCGUAUGGAAGUUUGAGCGAUGCCUACAGCUGUCUCAAUGAUUAUAAGCAAACUGUAGAAUACGGAACUCUAAACCUGACAAUUUCCAAAGAAGAGGGAAUCAAGAGUGAAGAAGCCGCUGCUUAUGAAAGGCUUGGCAAUGCCUACCUUGUUCUUGGUGAUGUUGAGCAGGCUCUUGCUUAUUACAACCAACGUCUUCAUGUUGCGACAGAAGUAGGAGAUAUAUCUGGUGAAGGGUGCGCGUACGGACUUAUCGGGACUGCAUACCAAAGCCUUGGUCAACUUGAAAGCGCAGUGGAAUACCACCAGCGACAUCUUUGUAUUGCUGAGGUAACGGAGAACAUGACUGAACAAGGACAUGCGUAUCGCAACAUGGGCGUCGCCUAUCAGAGUCUGGGAGAAUUCAAACAAGCCAUAGAGUGUUUUGAAAAGUUUCUUGGCAUAGCAAAAAAUGCCGAGGAGAGAGAAAACGAAGGAAUUGUUUAUGGCGACCUUGGUGAAGCCUAUCUCGGUCUUGGCGACUUUCAACGUGCUAUUCGCUAUCAAGAAUUGCGCCUUAGCAUCGCCGAGGAAGUAGGAAGUAAGGUGGAACAAGGGAAUGCCUACUACGCCCUCGGUAGCGUUUAUGAACAACUUGAGAACUUACCUGAAGCUUUCAACUGUUUCCAGUUGAGUGUUCAACUCUUCAAGGAUGUGAAAGCUUGUUUCCAGUCCAAAGACGACUGGAAAAUAAAUUUUCAAGAAAACUGUCAGUGUGCGUACAUCGGUUCAUGGAGGGUCUUGGUUAAGCAAGGGAAAUGGAUUGACGGACUCCUUACUGCUGAGGAAGGACGAGCGCAGGCAUUGAUGGAUUUAAUGACUUCACAGUAUGGGCUUCAAGGAAGUCUUCCUGAACCUGAUGUCCAGGAGAAGGGCGUGCUUAAUCUUCAGCCUAAUACGCUGUUUUUAGCGCUUGACGAGAAUAUGCUGCAUAGGUGGUUGCUGCUUGAAAACAAUGAAGUCCUUUACCGGGCUGAAGAAAUUGAAACUGAGAGAGGAACGAAUGCCAAGGAAUUUUUCCAGUCAUUAAACAACCACAUUUUUAAAGAAAUUGAAAUCGGCACCGCUGUCCGCUGCGAGGACCGUUCACUGGAUGUCCUGAGGCAAGACAUAGUUACAUGCAGAAACAAGAAAGCCGACCAGAAAAUGCCACAGUCUUUCCAUCGCAAAUACGGGGCUUUGCACUGGCUUUAUGAAAUUAUCAUAGAACCAUUUGUAGACUUGGUGGAAGGAAAUGAACUUAUCAUUGUUCCAGAUGGUCCGCUGUGCUUGACACCUUUUUGUGUUCUCCUGGACUCAAAUUCCAGAUUUUUGUGUGAGACAUUAAGACUCCGAGUAGUUCCUUCGCUAUCCAGCUUGAGAAUGAUUUUAAAUUGUUCCGAUGAAUACCACAGCAGACAUGGUGCACUUCUUGUUGGCGACCCAUUGGUGGAAGAAGUUGUUAUCAAUGGAGAAAAACUUCCGCAGCUCCCCUUUGCCAGAAUGGAGGUAGAAAUGAUCGGAGACAUUCUUUUGGCGGACCCUGUCACAGGAGCUAGAGCCACAAAAGAUGAAGUGUUGAGAAGACUGCAACAGGUCGCUUUAGUACAUAUUGCUGCGCACGGUUGUUUGAAAACUGGUGAAAUUGCUUUGUGUCCAAACCCUACACGUGCAUCCCGAACGCCGGAAUAUGAUGACUUUGUAUUAACAAUCUCAGAUGUCUUAGAAGUGAAAUUGCGCGCCAGGCUUGUCGUGCUAAGUUGCUGUCAUAGUGGCCAAGGCAAGGUUAAGGCUGAGGGUGUGGUUGGCAUCGCUCGAGCCUUUUUGGCUGCUGGUGCCCGUUCUGUUCUUGCGUCACUAUGGACGAUUGAUGACGAAGCGACUAAGGAGUUUAUGAGACGUUUUUACCAAAACCUUUUGGGAGGACGACGUGCGAGUGAGUCACUGAAUCAGGCCAUGAAAUGUCUCAGAGAAUCACACAAUUAUGGUGAUGUGAAAUACUGGGCUCCUUUUGUACUCAUUGGUGACGACCCGGUAUGCGAUUUUGGGUACUUAACUUGAACGUUAAGGAUAAGUUGGGUUGAUAUGAAUUGAAGACUGAACGCUAGCUGAAGCAGAGAUCCAAGUGCUCGCCCUAGUUUCUCUCAGUUGAUUGUUAAAGUGGAACUGACUGUGGCGAGGCCUAGGGAUGUAUGAUAUUGCGGCUUGAGCAAGCAUGAUGAGUGCAGUCUAUACUACAACCUGCUGAAGAUAGCCAAGAGAAGAGCUAUAGAGUGCAACAGCCCCAGGGACAAAAUCAAAGAAUGAGUUCCUAGUUUUUAACUUCUCUUUCAGAAAAUAAAUUGAUGUUAUAACGUUCUUCUGCACAAAAUUAACUACAACCCAUUCAUUAAGCACUUAAGCUGUUGCUAUUGUCAAGCUUUCUUUUUAAACUUAAUGUGUAUAUAUUUCUGUAAAAUUGUAAAUAUGCGAGUCAUAAUAAAGUUGUUGUUGUCAUAAUAUCGUAUUUAAAAUAGCGUAGAGUAAUUGCCAGAUCCGUAAGGAGAUGUUCAACUGUGCUGGUAAAGUUCAAAGCUGGAAGCCGAUUGCUCCUCUUUAAGAACUUUAGUGUUGUAUAUUUUCUCCCUAUGACCAUAGAAAACGUUAGCUAACUAAAUACACCGGAACCUCUCCUAACGGAACCUCUAUAAUACGGACUCCUAUUAAUAACGGACAACACUAGGUCCCAGUGAAACCAGAAUUGAUACAGUCUCCACCUCUAAACUACAGACACCAAUAUAUAUAUGUAUAGUGUAGCAUUUUUUGAUCACCAACAGACUGCUAACUCCACGGUAAAGAACAAAACAUGAACAGCUGAAUUUUGUAGCUUUGAAAACGACGUCUAUAUGUGACGAGGAUCUCUUUGCGGUGGAAAGAAAAACUACGCAAAAUUAAGAUCUGAGACAUGUUUGUGACAUCAAGUGCAUUUAA